Messenger RNA from Euleptes europaea (tarantolino), 732 nucleotides. It is a transcript of the gene TEX261, whose product is annotated as testis expressed 261. Gene Ontology annotation, molecular function: COPII receptor activity. NCBI's taxonomy places the organism in Eukaryota, Metazoa, Chordata, Lepidosauria, Squamata, Sphaerodactylidae. The coding region runs from base 71 to 661 and encodes 196 amino acids. Gene Ontology annotation, cellular component: Golgi membrane; COPII-coated ER to Golgi transport vesicle; endoplasmic reticulum membrane. Gene Ontology annotation, biological process: endoplasmic reticulum to Golgi vesicle-mediated transport. The transcript has 6 exons. The record is from RefSeq and is a predicted model, not a curated record.
UGAUGGGCGGGGCCGCGCUUGCCGAUGCGCCGGCGGGAGCGAGGCGGCGGCGGCGACGACGGGACCGACGAUGUGGUUCAUGUACGCGCUGAGCUGGCUGGCGCUGCUCAUCCAGGCCGCCUUCGUCACCCUCGGCAUCGCGGCUGGAUUGUACUACUUGGCAGAGCUGAUAGAGGAGUAUACGGUAGCCACGAGCAGGAUCAUUAAGUAUAUGAUCUGGUUCUCCACAGCUGUUCUGAUUGGGCUGUACCUCUUCGAGAGCUUCCCCAGCCUCGUGGUUGGUGUGGGCCUGUUCACCAACCUGGUCUAUUUUGGACUGCUGCAGACCUUCCCUUUCAUCAUGCUCACCUCUCCGAACUUCAUCCUGUCCUGCGUCCUGGUUGUGUUGAAUCACUACUUGGCGUUCCAGUAUUUUGCAGAAGAGUAUUACCCAUUCUCAGAGGUUCUUGCCUACUUCACCUUCUGCUUGUGGCUCAUCCCCUUUGCCUUUUUCGUUUCCUUGUCCGCUGGGGAGAACGUGCUUCCUUCCACGGUUCAGACAGGAGAUGAUGUAGUAUCCAACUACUUCACCAAAGGCAAGAGGGGAAAACGCUCUGGCAUCCUCAUUAUCUUCUCGUUCAUUAAGGAAGCCAUCCUGCCGAGCCGCCAGAAGAUCUAUUGAUGCUGCCACCUCCUCAAAGCGCCCUCUGUUCAUGGCUGGACCCUUUUAUCCAGACGGAACCUGAGGUCUCU